Molecule: messenger RNA, 7818 nt
Organism: Heterobilharzia americana
Lineage: Eukaryota; Metazoa; Platyhelminthes; Trematoda; Strigeidida; Schistosomatidae
Source: the annotation of a GenBank genome assembly
AUGCAUUCACCAUCUUUUGCCGAUAAGAAAUGGUUAUUUAUUGUAACAGGGGACCAUGGAAUGAGCGAUCAAGGAAGUCAUGGUGGCUCAACAAUAGGCGAAAAAACCACUGGUCUUUUUAUGCUUGGAUCUAACUGGAACAAUACUGACCAACCUUCAACUAAGACAUGUACAACAAACAUAAAACAUCUAGAACAAAUACAACAGGUGGAUUUAGCUUCGUUAAUCGGAUUGAUCACUGGUGCUGGUAUACCCUCAAGAAGUCUUGGUAUUUUAUCAUCAUCAUGGUUGAAUAAUCUUUGGUCUUCAAAUGAGGACAGAUUAAAAGUUAUGCUUUUAUUGAUGAAACAUUUUGGUCAACUGAUUGGUGAAUGUAAAUUCUUUUCAGAAUCAUCUAGUAUAUUAGAGAACACAAAUUGUACUUCAAGUAUAUGGGGUAAAGAGAAAACAAUGAAAUACAAUGUUUUAAUGGAUGAAAUCAUCUCUUGGUUGCAUUGUCAAAAGGCUAAAGACGAUUUAAUAGCUAAAUCAAAAAAUAUUGACUGUCGACAGAUGGGUUCACGUGUUAAAGGUGAAUCACUGAUUCAUGAGUCAGUCAAACUACUUCAAGAUCUGCAGUCGGAUUCUUUGUCAAAGGCUGAACACUUGGAUAAUCAUCAAAUGCUAAUCGGUGGUAUACUCAUGUGGAUUGUAACGAUAUUUCUAUUUCAUAAAAUCCUCAACUUUGGUGUUUUCACUUCGGACAUCAAAGAUUCUGCGUUAAACAAAAGAGGUCAAAAGUCACUUAUCCAAUAUUAUUAUUCUGAUACAGCUGAUAUCAGUUAUUCGUUUGAUCCGCAUUUAGUACAGAUUAUUUGUAGAUUUGGUACAGUCUGUCUACUGCUUCAUUCAGUCAGUUUAGCAUCAAGUAGUUAUGCUGAAGAAGAACACCAAUUAUGGUAUUAUUUCGGUUCAAGUUUGAUGCUUUUAACUGGGUUAUUAGUUCUGUUGGGAGAUGUCACUUCGACUAUUAAGUGGAUUAUAAUGAAAAUAAUUUUAAAGAUACUUUUAUUAGAUCGUUUUCUGCUGCGUCGACUUCAUCGAACUGGUAAUAAAUGGAUACAUUUACCGGAUAUAUCUGAUUGGCUGUACGAACCUCAACAUGUUGGCUGGUUAUGGCUAUGGCUGCUAACUGCAUGGAUUAUAUUUUUAUUGUUUCGAUUCAAGGCAAUAAUUCAUCUACGUCCAACUUGUUCUGUAUGGGAUAAAUGCAAAUAUUACAUUCCUUUAAUCCCUAGUAUAUUUAUAGCUCUAAAUCAGUUAUCCUAUAAAUUCGCAGUGGCUGAAAAUGAAAAUGAAGAUGCCAUACAUUCAGCCAGAUUUUGUUAUCUGUUAUGCGCUGUCGAUGCAUUUUGUUUGUAUAAAUCAAGAGGUGUUCGUUUGAACAAAAAUGCUAGUCGAUUAUUUGGUCAAACAUCAUCGGAUGUUUCAAAAACAUUUUGGGAUUCAAUUGUUCAUCCAUUAUCAACAUUAAUUAUACUGGUAUGUUUACUGGGAAAACCUGUUGUAACAAUUCUAUGGCUUGGUAUAUGGUUAAAGGAAGCUUUGCUCUCGGAAAUGAUUCAAUUAAUAUUUCAUUAUUCUGGAAUGCAUUCGUCGCAUAAAACAUUUCAAUACAUUUUACCACUGUGCUCAUGGCUUAUCUACUGGACUCAAGGUUGGGUUAGCUUUUUUCAACAGGGAAAUUCUUUAAGUCUAUCUACUGUCGACUUGUCUGCUGCAUAUGUUGGUCUUCGGCAUCACCAACCUCUGAUAGCUGGUCUGUUGUUGGCGUUUUACACGUAUUCAGGACCAAUAAUAUGGCAAUUGGCUUUUUUCUGUCGAUUUGUUCUACCCGGACGUAAAUAUUUUGGUAUUGUUGUUGUCGAUGAAUUGCAUCUUAUUGGUGAUACUCAUCGUGGCUAUUUGCUAGAAUUGUUGCUAACGAAAUUACUCCUUCAUUCACGUCGCAGAUUAAACUCUAAACUAAUAGAUAGUAGUAGAAGUUCAGAAGACUCUCGAAGCUUAUUGAACGAAUGUUUGAACAAAUCUUUUUUUCAUACAAAUGGUAUUCAAAUUAUUGGUAUGAGUGCUACUUUACCAAAUCUCAAAACGCUCGGACAAUGGUUAGAUGCUGAGGUUUACGUCACGAAUUUCCGUCCUGUUCCAUUAACUGAAUUCGUUCUAUCAUGUGAUACGCGGUCUAAAGUGAAUCAGCUUUAUAAAUUAGUCAACUCUGGUUCAGAUAACGUUUGUACUCAACAAACGUCUGCAGAGUCUCUGGUGCCUACUGGUAAUUUACCUAUGGAUUCACAGCUAACUUCCGAUACUCAGUUAAAUGUGGUCGAUGAAGAUGGUGUGUUUGGUCUAUGUCUCGAUUCAUUUUUAAGUGGGCACGGUGUACUAGUAUUUUGUCCAACUAAGCAAUGGUGUGAACAAUUGGCUGAUACAAUGGCGCGUCAUAUUUUCAACCUAACACAAUCCUACUUCUCAACGCAACACAAGCAAAAAAAUAAUUUGCUGGAAUCCAAUGCAGGGGAUUUAGGGGAUGAAAAUUCGAGUGAUCAUCAAGCAGGGUUAGAUAUUGGAUCACGUUUAGCAGUACACUUGGAUCGAGUUGGUCUUUCCACCUGUGUCGAUCAACUAAAGCGCUGUCCAGCUGGUCUUGAUACAGCUUUGGCCCGAUCUCUAGGUUAUGGUGUCGCUUUUCACCAUGCAGGCCUUACUGUUGAAGAACGGGAAGUUAUUGAGUUUGGAUUUCGUAAGGGUCUUGUUCGUAUUUUAAUUGCUACGUCUACAUUAAGCUCUGGAGUCAAUUUACCUGCUCGUCGUGUUAUAAUUCGGACACCAUUGUUUCAUGGCCAUAUCUUGGAUUUUCUAACCUAUAAACAAAUGGCUGGUCGAGCAGGUCGUCAGGGCGUCGAUACUUCUGGUCAAAGUAUUUUAUUAUGUAAACCAAAAGAUUUAGGACGUGUACGUCAGUUGGUUGCAAAUGGAAUGCCACCAGUAAAUUCAUGUUUAAUGGGUCAAGGAGGCAGUCCUGAAUCUAGCCUGAAACGUGCUUUACUUGAAGUUAUUGCAAAUGGAUUCGUGGAAACACUAGCUGAUGCUUUAUUGUAUUUGUCUAGUACUCUAUUAGCUACAACUGUUACUCAAGAGAAGCUAAUCGAAUUCAAAAAUUCUAAAUUAUCUCCUUCCACAGGAGGCAGUCGACGUCGUUCUCUUCGUUUAUCUCAAAAUAAAAUUGGUUCCACUGAUGAAGUAACUAGUGUUAGGAAUGAUAAUAAUCGUUUCACUGAUCAAAUGAAGCACCUAUUAUUCAUGUGUGUGAAAGAUUUACAAAAACAUGAACUCAUCUACAUUGACCGGUCUUCAUGUUCAGAUGGUGAUGGUAUGAAUCUGUCAAAUGUGGAUGCGGAAUCAUCGGAGUCGUUAUUGAAUUAUGCGCGUCUACAACCGACAGCUCUAGGAAGAGCUGUAUUGUCUUCUUCUUUGGGUCCGGUGCAUGGGCUAGUUGUUUUUGAAGAGUUGGACCGUGCACGUCGAUCUAUCGCACUUGAUACUGAAUUACAUCUCGUCUAUUUGUUGACUCCUGUUUAUCUGGAUGUUGGUGCUGAUUUAGAUUGGCUUUGCUACUUGGAACAAUAUCAGAGUUUAUCUCCUGCAGAACGUCGAGUCGCUGAUCUAAUUAAUAUUGAAGAACGCUUUAUUACAAGGUGUGCAGCUGGUGCUCCUCCAACUACUGGUGGUCGUCAUGGUAAUGUUAAUGCGAUCAACCGACGUUUAAGCCUACACAGACGUUUUUAUACAGCUUUAGUGCUGUAUCGUUUAGUCAAUGAAGAUGGUUUACAGAUGGUUGCUAAAAGAUUUGGUGUCAAUCGUGGUCUCUUACAGAGUUUGCAACAGCAAGCUGCCACUUAUGCAGGUAUGGUCACUAUCUUUUGUAAUCGUCUUGGUUGGAGUCAUAUGGAACGUAUAAUAGCUAAUUUUCAAUCUCGUCUUUGUUACGGUGUAUCUGAUGAACUUGUUGACUUAGUACGUUUGCUUCCUUUAGUCAAUGCUGAACGUGCUCGUGCGUUAUAUGCAGCUGGUUAUACUCUGGUUUUACAACGUGCAGUGCCUUUUGAACGUAGUGAGAAUUGUAUGAAUGCAGUAUAUCGUACCAUUCUACUGGAUGAUGGUCGUAUAAUUAAUGAACAAGAGGUUGGACCAAUAAUUGUGGAACAGGCAAAGAAGUUGUUAGAAAUCGAUUUAACUUCAGUCUAUGGAAGAGAUUUAAUUAUUCUAUCCAAAAGCGAUGAAAGAUUAGGAAAACCUAAAGAAUGUUUAAUUGUCAACUCACCAAGUGCUGUUGACGUUCAAAAUGAGAGGCAUUCAUUAAAGAAUAGUCAAUCAAUGAUAAAAAAUACACAUUGUAAUAAUAAUAAUGAUAAUAAUAAUAAUUCAGUAUUGGAUAACUUGAAUGAAAAUGACAUUAAAAUGCUUAAUACUACUACUGAGGGUAGGAAGCGUUCGUAUUCUUCUGCAGUUGAAGAUUUUGAAGUGAAACAUUUUAAAUUAUCAUUGGAAAGUGCUGUGCAUACACCUGUGAUGACAACAAAAAUAGCAACAAUGAGUACCACUUCUACUGCCUACACUGAACCAGUAUGUCAUAAUAACUCUAUUCUCAAUCCUUACAUUGAUGCAGAUAAUCUCGAUGAAUGUAACAGUAAUCAGAAUUAUAAAUCGCCUAGCAAGGUUAAUAAUGAUCACAGCGUAGUGUUGAACUCUCAGGUUUUGAAUGUGGAAUGUGAUAAGUCUAUUCAUCUUCAUGAUACAACUAGAACAUCAAAAGAUUUUGAAAACUUCACUGAACCCAGCCAAUCCUUUAUUUUGACUAGUCAACUAGCAGCUAUUGUUGAUAAUCAAUUAUCAUUGGUUAAUACACAAGCAUCAUUAUGCUUAGGGAAUACAUCUGUUACCUCUACAUCUCCUGUACAAUCCAAUAGUGUAAAUUUAUUUACAAUACCAGAAUCUUCAGUUUUAUCAGUGUCGUUUACCGAGAAACCGUUUUCAUUUACUGUAUCCAAUAACGACAAUGAUCCUCUCAACAAAAUAACAAUUGAAACACUUCGACGAAAAGAAGAAAUAAUAAUGCAUGAUAAUAAUGAUUUAAAAACAUUACAGAAUUUAAUGAUGUCACCGAUCACUUCUGACGCUGAUGUAAAAGAAAAGAGGGAAGCAGUCCUCCCCGAUCAGUUCGAAACUCAUCUAUCCACAUCUUUUAGUGUAAAUGAGCUAUCCUUGAAUGUAGAGAGAAGCAUAGGUGAUUUGUUCAAUUCUUCAUUCACGUCAGAUUUACCAAUGAACAAACAGUGCAUAGAGCAAGAUUUACUGUGCUCUCAAAAUAGAAAUUCAUUUAAAGGUUUCAGAUAUGAAGCGAGUACCAACAUCCCAUGGACUGAUAGUUUGACUUUGAACAUCUUGAAAAAUAGUGAUUUUGAUGAUCAUGAUGAUGCUGUUGUUAAGGAUGACUUAUUCUCUAUUAUUGACGUAACCCAAUCUUAUUCCUUGUGGAAAAUUUUUCUUGAUGAUUUGAAUCAACGUAUUGAUGAAAUUAGUUCAAAGCGGUCCGAGUUGAAUUAUAUUGCAAUACAGCCUGGUUGGCUUUUGAACAUAAAAUCGUGUAAUAAUGAUGCGGAGGACCAAAUGUGCAGUGACUUUUUAGAAUGUUUAGCGUGGAAGUCUGGACCUGCAGGGUGUCCAGCUACUGGUGGUGGAAGAAAUCUGUGCACAGACUACAACUUAUACCUUGGUGGAUUGUCGCUUUCUUCUUCCUGUUUGAGACCUAAUGUUGUAUUUUGGAUUAAUUUUCUUUCACAAAAUAAUGUAAACCGAGUUCCAGUGAGUAAAUGUUUAACGGAUAUUCAUGAUUUAUUUCUUCAUAUUAGUCAACUCAAUAUCGGAUUAAUUGUAUGGGAUGUAAAAUGGUGGUAUCGAAUUGUCUAUGAUUUGUUCAAGUUGCCUACUCGAAUAAAAUUCCAACUGUAUGAUCCAAAUUUAGCUAAUUGGUUAACAAAUCCUGAUUUCGGUCAAAGUUCUUUAUUAAAUGAAGCUAGAAAGUUGAAUGCAGAUGUUGUCAAUGUGUUGAAUGAAGUAACAUCAUUUGCUGAACGGCUUGACCCUCCAACUCAAUUUUCCGAUUGGUUGAAAGUUCCCAAUUCAAGGUGUUCUAGUCAAUGUCCUCCAGCAAAUUGUUUAAAUGGAAAACAGUUAUCUGUUCUCUCUGAUCAUGUGAAUAUCACAUCAGCUCAGUGUUUCUUAUUAUCAUUAUGGACAAACUCAACUAGUUGGUUAUCACAAGUCGAUCAUUCCAUACUCAGUUCAGUUGAAAUGCCUUGUCAGUCAUUACUUGCUCGAAUGGAAUCGAAAGGUUUCAAUUUAUGCUUGGAUGAGUUGAAUAAAUGUUAUGCCUCAUUACUUCAUGCAUGUAAACAACUAGAAAGUGUUGCACAUCGAUUAGCUGGCCUACCAUUUCCUCUGGAUUCACCAAAAGAAAUUUCAAAGGUCCUUUUUAAAUGGCUUCAUCUGCCGCGUGUAACAGAUCCUAGUGAGUUAAUUUUAUCGAAGAAACGUAGCCAACAAGCCUUAUUACUGAAUGGACGUAAACAUUCAAAUAAUUUGCCUAGAGCUACUAAUGCUGUACUCUUGAAAUUAGCAAAUUUCCAUCCGUUGCCAGCUAUUAUUAUUGAAUGGCGUCAUGUGAAUGGUAUUUUAGAAAAAAUAUUCAAUUCAUUAAUAUCAACAUGUCGUAAUUGUAUAUCGACUGAUGCCAAUGAGCCUUUACGUGUAUCACCGACAUAUGAUGUAUAUACAGCGACAGGUCGUAUUGUCUCUACUAUGCCAAAUUUACAAGCUGUUCCUAAGGAUAUUAUUAUUGAAUGGCCGAAAUUACUGUACAAGACUUCGUCUAAUAACCGUCAGUUAUGGCCUUCACCGUUUGACAAAGUAUUAUCGGAAUUCCCUAAAUCUAACGAGAUUAUCAAACCUCGUUGUGCAUUUGUUACACCUGCUGGAGUGGAGUAUUCAAGUCAUAUUGAUCAGUCUAUGGCGCCUAACUCGGAAUCGGAUGCCUUUAAAAAGCUUGCUGCUCAUUGGUUGAAUAUUCCUCAUCCAAAUCAGGUCACUGAUGUUCAACGCCAACAAGCGAAACAGAUAUGCUAUGCUAUUUUAUAUGGAAUGGGAGCUCAAACAUUAUCCAAUCAGUUGAAUAUAUCAGAACAAACUGCACAAAAAUUGAUUGAUAGUUUUCUGCAAACUUAUCCAGGUGUUCAAAAUUUUAUCACAACGACCAUUUCAUCUGCUCAUCAUGAAGGUCGAAUUACAACACUGAAUGGUCAUAUUCGUCUUCUACCAGCAUUAUCCUCUAAGACAUCAUUGAAUCAUGGUAUGGAUUAUGAUUAUGAUUUUGGUUUCUCAAGGAAACAAGAUUAUCGAAAUUAUUUUGCUGUUAUGAAGGCUGAACGUCAAGCUGUUAAUAGCAUAAUCCAAGGCAGUGCAGCGGAAUUAGCAAAGCUCGCCAUGUUAGCAGUCGAUGAAGCUCUUCACUGUACUCAGAUUCCUGGUUAUGCCAGUAUUGUUCUACAUGAACAUGAUGAAUUAAUCUAUGAGGUUUUUCCUGAAUCAUCCGUUAAACAGUUUGGCUUAUUAAUUCGUCAGACAAUGUCGAAUGUAGGCAAGCAGUGUAAUAUUAAUGUUCCACUUCCUGUGAAACUUAGGAUUGGUCCUAAUUGGUCUGAUUUAAAACAAGUCGACUGGUGA